AUGGCUUUGUUUCUACCAAAUUUAUCCGAAGUGGAAGAAAAGCACGGAAUCACAGCUAUUGCUAUUGAUGAAGACAAGAACAGCCAGCUUGCAGUGAAAUGGGCUGUAGAAAACUUUUUUAACCACAAAAGCCGUCAUUUCAUCCUUGUUCAUGUUCGAAUCAAAACCUUUAAUCCUCAGGGUUUUGAUGCUGUACCAAAAGAGGGUCGUCCACCAACUCAGCAGGAGGUGCAGCUAUUCCUUCCAUACCGUGGAUUUUGUGCUCGAAAAGGAGUUGAAUUGAAGGAAGUAGUCAUCCAUGAUAUCGAUAUUGCAAGAGCACUAGUUAAUUAUAUUGGUAACAACUGCAUUGACAAUAUUAUUCUCGGUGCUUCCACCAGGAAUCCUCUAACAAGGAAAUUUAGGAAUCUAGAUAUUCCAUCCAGCUUACUAAAACUUGCUCCAGAAUCUUGUGGAGUAUAUGUUAUCUCAAGAGGAAAAAUUCAGUCCCAAAGUCGACCUCAGACACCCACUAGUCCAAGGCAACCUCAAACACCGACUAGUACUGCUAUUGGUCCAAGGAAACCUGAAACACCUACUAGUGAUGCUUCUCACCGAAGGCAAGUUCGAACACCAAGAGGUGCCGCUACUCCUCCAGGACAGCCUCAAGCACCUAAAACACCACCUGCCACUCCCAGGCACCUUCAAAUGCUUACUCAUAUUGCAACUACAAGGCAACAAAAUCACCAGGGUUUUUUACCUUAUCUUCUAUCCGAUAGCCCAAAACAUGAAGAUAUUCCUAGCAAUCCUCUGUCGAAGGCACCACGUGAGGAGCGUACAUUCAGCUACCAGACUCUUACAACAUCAAUGGAUGGUCGAGCGCCGAAUGCGUUGAAAGGAGAUUUUGUAUCAUGUCUCGGUGAACUUUCAGGGCCACCAAGUUUAGUAUCAACUGAAAUUUCCUCUGAAGAUUUUGAAUUCUCAAUAACAUCAGAAAGUCCUAGGGACUUCUCACCAACCCCACAUUGUGAAAAUGUAAUCAUGUCGACAAAGACUUCAGCUAGACUUUUUAGAGAUCAUUUGUAUUUUGAGAUUCCUGAUAUUCGGGAUCAAGCUGCAUAUUGUUCCUUGUCGCAGAAUGUGGUGGAAGCAGAAAUAAGGAGACUAAAACUCGAAUUGAAGCAAUCUAUGGAAAUGUAUAGUUCAGUUUGCAAAGAAGUUGUUUUGGCCAGACAUAUGGCAAGUCACCUUCAGCAUUUGCAUACAUUGAAAACACGUAAAUUAGAUGAAGCAAAGCUUGCUGAGGAGGCUGCACUGUCAUUGGCAGAGAUGGAGAGGCAAAAGGCCAAGUCAGCUAUAGAAGCAGCAAAAAUGGCACAGAUGCUAGCACAAAUGGAAGCUCAGAAGAGACAGACUGCAGAAAAGAGAGCCAUACAAGAGGCAGAAGAGAGGAAAAAAGCAAUAAAAUGUUUGGCACAAAAUAGUGUGCUAUAUCGCAAAUAUACUAUUGAAGAGAUAGAAGUUGCGACAAAUUACUUUGAGAGCUCCAACAAGAUCGGUGAAGGAGGAUACGGACCUGUUUUCAAAGCCACACUCGAUCAUACUCCGGUUGCCAUCAAAGUUUUGAGACCAGACUUGUCGCAGGGCCAGAGACAAUUUCAUAAAGAGGUUCAGGUUUUGAGCAACGUGAGACAUCCACAUAUGGUUAUCCUGCUUGGUGCCUGCCCAGAGUAUGGAUGCCUCGUGUAUGAGUAUAUGGAAAAGGGCAGCUUGGAAGACUGCCUCUUCAGGAAAGGCAACACUCCUCCAAUUCCAUGGAGAAAACGUUUUAGCAUAGCUUCUGAAAUCUCCACAGGCCUACUUUUCCUUCAUGAAACAAAACCAGAACCCUUGGUGCAUCGCGAUCUUAAGCCUGGAAACAUUCUCUUAGACAGGAAUUAUGUGAGCAAGAUUUCGGAUGUGGGUUUGGCCAGGCUUGUUCCGCUAGCUAUAGCUGACACUAUUUCUCAAUAUUGCCAGACAGAAGCAGCUGGCACAUUUUGCUAUAUUGAUCCGGAAUAUCAGCAGACAGGACUGCUAGGCGUCAAGUCAGAUAUAUAUUCAUUGGGUAUAGUACUGUUACAGCUUAUUACAGCAAAGAAUCCUAUGGGUCUAUCUCACCAGGUUGCGCAGGCCAUUGAGGAAGGAACCUUUUCAGAUAUUCUUGACCAAACACAGACAGAUUGGCCUGUAGAAGAAGCGUUAUCGCUUGCAAAACUGGCGUUGAAGUGCAGCGAGUUGAGGAAAAAGGAUAGGCCAGACCUUGCAUCAGUGGUUUUGCCGGAGCUGAACAGGCUAAGAGAUCUUGCAUUGGCUAAUGAAGCUGGUGAAAAUCAGACGGUCUUACCACUACCCCACCCUUACGUGUCAGUCUCAGAAGGGAAAUGUCAUGCUAGUCAGGUGUUGAUUGAGGGGUUUUGUCGUUAUCUUUGGAUUUGGGAGAUAUCAAGUCCUAUUUUGGAGAAAUUCGCUGGUUAG
Messenger RNA from Populus nigra (black poplar), 2496 nucleotides. RefSeq names its product U-box domain-containing protein 34-like. The record is from RefSeq and is a predicted model, not a curated record. The transcript has 10 exons. Lineage: Eukaryota; Viridiplantae; Streptophyta; Magnoliopsida; Malpighiales; Salicaceae. Bases 1 to 2496 code for a protein of 831 amino acids. Gene Ontology annotation, biological process: protein phosphorylation. Gene Ontology annotation, molecular function: protein kinase activity; ATP binding.